Hemicordylus capensis (graceful crag lizard) is the source of this 1532-nucleotide messenger RNA. RefSeq names its product ribonuclease P/MRP subunit p30 (gene RPP30). Gene Ontology annotation, biological process: tRNA processing; translation. Gene Ontology annotation, cellular component: ribosome; nucleolar ribonuclease P complex. The transcript is spliced from 12 exons. The record is from RefSeq and is a predicted model, not a curated record. Gene Ontology annotation, molecular function: RNA binding; structural constituent of ribosome. Lineage: Eukaryota; Metazoa; Chordata; Lepidosauria; Squamata; Cordylidae. Bases 108 to 914 code for a protein of 268 amino acids.
CUUCCGUGUUGAAGAAAACUACAACACCCAGCAUGCAGCAGGACGUAACGACGUAAACUCUCUCCUCCCAGUCCCCGGUUUUUCUUUUCACCACGCGCGGAUACAACAUGGCUGAGUUUGUGGAUCUGAACAUUCCCCACUUAUCGGAAAGGGAGUCGCUGCAGAAGUUGGUGGAAACUGCAGCGCACCUUGGUUAUUCAACUGUAGCAAUCAAUUAUGUUGUUGACUAUGAAGAAGGAAAAAAGGAAAUUGUCAAGCCAGUAUCUCCUAUGGAACUGUUUUCGUCCUUGCCUAUUGUACAGGGGAAAUCCAAACCAAUUAAGAUUUUGUCAAGGCUAACGCUUGUUGUUUCUGAUCCAUCACACUGCAAUAUUCUAAGAGCCACGUCUACAAACAUAAAAUUUUAUGACAUCUUUGCUGUAUUUCCUAAGAAUGGGAAACUCUUUCACGUGGCCUGCACAACCUUAGAUAUAGACCUCGUGUGCAUCCAUGUAACAGAAAAGCUGCCUUUCUACAUCAAGAGACCCUCUGUGAAUGUGGCAAUAGAGCGAGGCAUCUACUUUGAACUUAUUUAUGCACCUGCCAUCAAAGACUCGACAAUGAGAAGAUACACAAUUUCAAAUGCGCUCAGCCUGAUGCAAAUCUGCCGGGGAAAGAAUAUAAUUCUAUCCAGUGCAGCAGAAAAGUCUUUACAAUUACGAGGUCCUUAUGAUGUGGCUAACCUCGGGUGGCUGUUUGGUCUGUCUGAAAGUAAUGCCAAGGCUGCUGUUUCGACCAACAGCAGAGCAGUCCUGCUACAUGGAGAAGUGAGGAAGACUGCCUCUGGAGUAGUGUAUACAAAGAAGAAGUCCCGAACCCCAGAAGAAGAUGACUCUACUACUCCAGUCAGUAAAAAAGCCAAGACAGCAUUGUGAAGAUCAUGCAUCUCUGGUGUCUAGUUUGGUCCUGAGGCCCUACUACUACGACGACGACGACGACGUAAUGGUGACAUGCCUGUGUUCUAUAACAUAGUUUGCCACCAAAGAGAGAGAAAGUGGGGGAGAUGCUCAUUUUCUGUUUGGGCACGAAGACCAGAAGUAACUCUGACCAGGAAAAAGAAACAGCUUGGAGAUGGAGUUUAACCUGUCCUCCUGCUUCUGCGCAUCAAAUUGUCCCCUCUUGCUUUAACACCUGUCCAGCAUGCCUUGCAUUCUAGCGCAUGGGCUAUGCUGCUGUCAUGUCCACUUAGAGCCUGAUGAUGAUCUAGAAAGGGCUUGGUGUUUGUGGUCAUGCUGUGUCCUGAAGGCCUAGUGACUUGUAGCUAUUUAUAGGAGAUGUUUGUCUGUAGCUCUGAAACCACCAGACUAUGAACAGGAAAGCUAAUGUUAGCAGGAGUGCUUCAGCUAAGUGGCUUCAGGGUUGCUGGUACAGCAUCAAAGUGUUUCCGAUUUAUCUUGCAAUUGAUAUGCAGUGUCUGAAACUAUUCCAUGGAUUUGGCUGAGCCAACAUGGCUUUGCUUUUCAAAUAAACAAAACAUCCUUAGAAGAUAUUCA